Messenger RNA from Morchella importuna, 702 nucleotides. RefSeq lists its product as uncharacterized. The record is from RefSeq and is a predicted model, not a curated record. Bases 1 to 702 code for a protein of 233 amino acids. NCBI's taxonomy places the organism in Eukaryota, Fungi, Ascomycota, Pezizomycetes, Pezizales, Morchellaceae. The transcript is spliced from 2 exons.
AUGAAGCAGCAGAGCCCGUGCCCCAGAAACACCCUGAGUGUUCAGGUAGCAUACACGAGUGCUUCGGAAGCAUCUCCCACCGCUCAAGGUCAAUUCAGAAUGACUCAGGCGAAUAAAGCAAAAAUGACUUUAGGUUUGCUCAACCUACCUAAAGUGUACACUAACAUCCGCAACAGCCUCAAAGCGCAGAUGCAGAACGUCGGUUGGGUUAAUAAAAGCGUUCCCUGGGGCAGCAGCGUUCGAUGCUCUAUGCCUAAGGAAAAGCUAUCGAGAGGGCAGGGAAAUCGCGAGUACAGAGAAGCUGCCGGCGAUAGUGAUGAUGAUGACGACGGUGGACAGCCCGCCCAACGCUCUAGGAAGCGUAAACGGGAUCCAGUGUCUGCAGAUCUCGAUAGACCUUCCAUAAUGGUCACAGUGGUAGACCCCGAUGCUCUAGGAGCAUUCUUCAACGUUGUCCCGCCUCCUACCUAUCACUGGAACUAUCCACAAAAUGAGCCUUCGUUCAUUGGAAUUCUGACAAAGAUAACGUUUCCAGAGCUCUGCAAUUUGAUCCUGAAGCACACCGCACACAGCAGAGCAAUCAGGAGUAUCUGGGGAGCACUGGAUAACGUUCCACCGGCAUCCAAUCCACCUCAUCAGCAAACCUGUAGCCUUCGCCAGAUGCCCGGGGCGCUCAGGGUGCUCAGGUCGCUUGGUAGGUAA